AUGGCUAAUGCUUAUCUGAGAAUUGGUUUUAAGGGAAGGGCGAGAGAAAUGCUUCGUAGAACAGAGGAAUUUAAGGAUCCUGAGUCGUAUGUGGAGCUCAUGAGGCUGUAUGGUAAAGCAGGAACGAGAAUAGAUGUUUACCGUAUAUGGGAUCUGUACAAGAAGACAAGAAAGCUAGACAAUGAAGGUUUUCGAGCUUUGAUUGGUUCUCUACUGAAGCUAGGUGAUUCAAGAGGAGCAGAGGAGAUGGACUGCAAAGAGUGGGAGUGUUCGGGUCUUGAGUUUGAGGUCGGUAUCUCGACAAUGUUGGCGUCUGGUUAUCGCGAGAAGGGAAUGGUGGACAAGGCAGAUCAACUGAUGAAGAAGACUAUGAGGAACAGAGAAUUGGUUGGACCAAUCACUCCAUUGCUUGAGGAAUGGGGGAAUCAAGUGAAGCCGUCAGAUUUGAGGGACCUAAUCAAGAAUCUAAGUGAUUCGAAUCAGUUCUCGAAAGCACUUGAAGCAUCAUCAUGGAUGUGUGAAAAAGGAGUGGCUAAUAUUUUUCCUGAAGAUUAUGCAGCUAGGUUUCAUCUGAUUGAGAAAGUGUUGGGUUUGGAAGAAGCAGAGAAGUUUUUCAAAACAAGCAUCCCUGAGAACAUGAAGAAUUACUCUGUCUACGCUACGUUCUUAACCUCGUACACAAGAUCUUGCAAAACUGUAAACAAAGCAGAGUCCACUUUCGAGAAGAUGAGAGAGCUCGGUUUCCUCUACAGACUUUCACCAUUCAACUCGAUGAUAUCUCUCUACAUUGAGCUAAGAAAACGAAGCAAGGUCAACAAGCUUCUAGUGGAGAUGAAGGAUAACAACAUAGAGCCCGACAAUGUCACCAAGAACAACGUUUUGAGAGUCAACGCGUACGUUUUAGCCAUAGAAUCGAUGGAGAAGCAUAUGAGCGAAUGGGUUGGAGAUGAGAAACUCAAGCUUGAAGUAAAAACGAUGGAUGUAAUGGCAAUGGCAUACGAAAUAGAAGGGUUGACUCUAAAGGCGAUAGAGAUAACACCGAGUAAAAAUCAAGUGUACCGUCUUUGGAAUGAGUACAAGAAGAAGGGAGAGAGAGAGAUUAAAACUAGCUCCUUUUGGAAUGAAGGAUAUCAAAGUGUGAUUAGAGCUUUGUUGAAGCUCAAGGACCUCAAAGGAGCAGAAGAAGUAUAUGGAGAGUGGAAUUCAUCAGAAGGAACCAAGUUCGAUGCUCGGAUACCGGAUUUGGCGGUGGCUGGGAGCAUAAUCUUUUUUUUUAUGCUACUGUUGUAUUGGCUAGUUCUAGAUUUGUUUGCAUGA
Arabis nemorensis is the source of this 1317-nucleotide messenger RNA. The record is from the annotation of a GenBank genome assembly. NCBI's taxonomy places the organism in Eukaryota, Viridiplantae, Streptophyta, Magnoliopsida, Brassicales, Brassicaceae.